AAUUGAAAACGUCAAAUAGUUUGGAACAAAAAAAUUUCUCUAAAACGUUAUAUUAAAAAAACGGAGGGAGUAUAUUUUAGAACAGAAGGAGUAUUAUACAAAAAGACAUGAAAAGUCCACACAUAAUUAUAUAAAGCCCAACGAUGAGCAAACCUAAAGAAAAAGAAAAGCCAGCACAAAAAUGUUAAAGCCAGAAAAUACAUGUGACGACACAUGGAUUAUCAUCCUUCCUCCGCCGACAUAGAAGAACGCCGGAGAAACCGAGAUUAUCACCAAGAUCAAAUUUUAUCAAUCACUAACAACUAUCAAUCGAAAUAGCUCAGAUGGAGAAGAUCAAAGAGCUACUCACAUCAGAAAAAUCACACAAGAAGAUCUAUCCAUAAGAAGAGAAACUUUCUCUCUAAAAGAAGAGAGAGAUCGUUUUUUUAUCGUAAUAAAAUUAUAUUUUCAGAUUUUGGAUAAUUCUUAUUAUUCUUAAUGUUAAUCAAUUAUCUAAAUCAAAAUCAAUUAAAAUUUCGUUUUUAUUUUUUAAUUUAUUUAUACAUUUUAUUCAUUAAAGGUAUAAACGAUAUUAACCACUUUAACUUUUAACGUGAGAGCUUUAUUGCGAAAAUUUAUUUCACAAAUAAUAGUAUAAAUUAUUGUUUUUGGUAAAAAUAUUAUGAUAUUAAUUUGGUGACAUUUAGACGUAAAUAAAAUAAUAUUUUAAGGAUGAUUUUCAAAAUAUAUUUCAGUUUUAAUUAUAUAGACGUAUUUGGCGGAAACUUUUUUUCUGUGCAUUCAUCUAAUAAGAAUAAUUUGAUUUGUCUCUGUGCGUCAGUCAAUACUGUCAAUUCAGUUUUGUUUUGUUUUAUUUUAUAUAACAUAUAUUAUAGCAGUGUAAAUCUGAUUCAUGAAUGAUACUACACGAUAUCUUGGUGGUUAGUAACUUAGUACUAAUCUCAGUGAACAUAUAUAAACCACGGAUGCUCUAGAUACAUCUUUGAGUAAUAUUUGUAUUUCCUCUUUGGAGACGAUGUAAUGUAAUAACGUGUUCAGAAUAAAACUUGUAAUAAAUCAAAGGUGUAUCAAGAGUCCUGGUUUUAAAUAAAGUGAACCAUGAUCGGUAAACUUAACCGGUUUAAUAUCUGGUUCGGUUUUAAAACCCCCACAUGUAGAGAGAAAGAGUUUAUCCAAAAGAGGCGAGCGAAAAACCAAAGUGCAACACGUCACAUGAUCCGCAAGAGACGAACUCGUGUUACUUGAUUGAUUGAUGGCAACAAGUAAAAUGCAAAUCUCGCUGUCUCCUUCAUGUUUUGAUUAAAGCUCUGUCUUUUUUUUUUUUUUCCUAAAAUGGACAAGACACUGAGAUGUGUCCGGUGGGGUUACGAGGUUAAUGCUUCUUCUGAUGAAUGCAUCAACGCAAUUGACUCAUACUUUUAUCAGGUUCUUAGUUAUGGCAGGAACUGGAAAGUGAUUCUAGAAGCACCACUCCACGACAAAGAUUGUGUCUUGGGCAACGUUUUAGCUGCUCAUUACCUUUCCUCAUCGGAUCAUUCCAAAGCUAAUACCUAUGUUGAAGCUGCAAGAUCCAAUCUUGAACAAUCUACACCUUAUGAGAAAGCUGUUUUCGAGGCUGUUAGUUAUCUCAUCUCCGAGGACAGGGAUGAUGACUUGGCUCUUGAAAUGCACACCCAGCUACUUCAAAGAUUCCCCAAGGAUCUGGCCUCUCUGAAGAGAGCUCAGCUUUUAUGCUUCUGCAUGGGACAGCCUGCUCCCUUUUUGAGUCUUGUUCAGCAAGUUCUACCAGUGAAUCAAGAAGAGAGUUAUAUACACGGUAUGCUUGCGUUCCCAUUAUUAGAACUUGGUCGAAUGGAAGAAGCUGCUGCAGCUUCCAGAAAAGGCUAUGAGAUUAACAAAGCAGACGCCUGGGCACAUCACUGUUUGUGUCAUGUUCUUCAACAUGAAUGUCAGUUUAAAGAAGCAGUGGAGUUCAUGGAAGAACUCUCAGAAUCUUGGCACUCUUGCUCAUCCUUCUUGUAUACACACAAUUGGUGGCAUAUUGCUCUCUGUUACUUGGAAGGAGGGUCACCAAUGAGCAAAAUAGAGGAGAUUUAUGAUAAACACAUCUGGAAAGAAUUGGAGAAAGGCGACGCUGUUCCUCCUGAAGUUUAUCUCAAUGCUAUCGGUUUGUUAUUGCGUUUGGAUGUAAGAGAUGCUCUCCAAGGUUCGUUUGAAGACCGUCUAAAACUCCUUGCAGCUCGCUAGACUGAUCAGGAAAACUGGUAUAUGUCAUGGCACCUUGACAUACUGAUUGUUUGGGCACUAGCCAAGGUUGGAGAGACUUCAAAAGCUCGUGAAUUACUAGAGGGUCUGAAGCUCCGACUAUCAAAGAUGAACAAGAAGAAACAAGAGGUGAUGAAGAGAGGAAUUCAGCUCGGAGAAGCUGUGUAUGAAUACGCAAAGGGUGACUACAAACAGGCUCUAGAACUGCUUGGUUCAGAUUUUAACGCCUUUGAUUACAAGAUCAUUGGAGCAUCAUAUGAACAGAUUGAUGUUUUCAACGAAAUGUGGUGCCAGCUGUUGCUAAAGACAGGCCAAUCCUCAACUGCCAAAGGAGUGAUAAAAGAGAGGAUCAAGGUCAGAGAUGGUGUUCCUUUCACGUGGCGUUUACUGGAGAAGAGUUGUGACAUGGAAGGCAAUGCAGAGGCUGAGAGUGCAGGAGAGAGAGCUAAGAAGCUGGGAUCUUCUUAUUUUUAACUCUGCUGUUGCCAGUACCGGUCUAACAUAAUAUAAUGCCCUAAGCCAGUUCAAAAAAAUUUAUGCAUUUAUAUCUCUAUAAUAUUAUUUGAGAAGUCAGUUUCUUACGUGUAGUUCUCAUGUUAAUUUUAAAGUAGUUAAUUACAAAAGUAUUCUUAAUGAAUUGAAAAUAUUAUGCAGAAUGUCAUUAUUAUAAAUUUUUAUUUUAUUUUC
Molecule: messenger RNA, 2952 nt
Organism: Brassica rapa (field mustard)
Lineage: Eukaryota; Viridiplantae; Streptophyta; Magnoliopsida; Brassicales; Brassicaceae
Product: tetratricopeptide repeat protein 38
Molecular function (GO): protein binding
Source: RefSeq, a predicted model, not a curated record